AUGAGAGUGUUCUUUACGGUCAUACUGCAAGAGACCUACGCACAGGCUGACCCAGAUUCUAAAAAGGAGGCUGGCAAUGCCACCAGCCCUGAGCUAUUCCCUGUGGAUAUUAAACCUAGAGAACUGUACCUGCUUUUCCGGCCAUUCAAGGGCUAUGAAGGGUCCCUGAUCAAGCUCACUUCAAGACAGCCUGUUGGUUUUGUGAUCUUUGACAGCCGGGCAGGAGCAGAAGCAGCCAAAAAGGCAUUGAAUGGUAUUCGCUUUGAUCCUGAGAACCCCCAGACCCUGAGGCUAGAGUUUGCCAAAGCCAACACCAAGAUGGCCAAAAGCAAGCUAAUAGCAACACCAAAUCCCACCAAUGUCCACCCUGCCCUGGGAGCACAUUUGAUUGCAUGGGACCCUUAUGACCUGAUGGGGGCUGCUCUGAUUCCUGCAUCCCCAGAGGCCUGGACCCCUUACCCUCUCUACACUACAGAGCUGACGCCAGCCAUUUCACAUACUACGCUCACCUACCCAGCCGCCACCGCUGCCGCUGCCACCCUCCAUGCUCAGGUGCGCUGGUAUCCCUCUUCUGAUACCGCUCAGCAAGGAUGGAAGUAUCGCCAGUUCUGUUAGCUCCUCAGUCUUGUUACCCUGGAGUUGGUCCUGGGUUGUUUGGGGCCAAAACAGGGCUCUGCCCUACUGCCACCUGAGGCCUGUGCAGAAUUGCUGCUCCCCUCUAGACACUGUGAAUCUGAAGCCUGACUCAGUGGAUGGCUCUCGUUUCCUCCUCCCUCAGUUCUCCAAGGCCUUCCAGGAGGAUCGGGAGGCCUUCUUACCCGGACACCUAGGCCCAGCUUGCCGGCCUCACUGGGAACCCAGCACAGCCUGACCUCCUGCUCAAACUUACUUCUGUAGUUCCCCAUCAAGGAAAAGGGACAUUUAAUUUCGCAUGUUUAUGGAUUGUGACACUUGUACAGUUUGUUCCUACACUGUCGCCAUAGCAACAGGUCUUGGCACUGGAGGCUUGUCAAGCCUAGUCUCUCUCUCUACUCCUGACUCCUACACCCACCCUACUUCAGGGAGGCCUGAGCCUUGCAGCCACUUCUGACCUGAAGGCCCCGCUGCACACACACAUAAACACACACGCACACACGCGCACGCAUACACGCAGACUCCAUCCUCAUCUGGCAGCAGAUCCGCAGCCUCUGACUUUCACCUCCAAUCAGAGUCCUGAUCGUCUCCUUCUCCAGAGGGCUGACAAGCCUAAGAAGCUGUGCCUCCCUCCCCCAGAGCACCCUACCCUGCCACUGCUCUUCAUUCUUCCUGAACUCUGAAAACAACCAAAACCUGAAAAGUAUUUUUGUACCCUAUGUAACAAAAUAUUUAUGGAUCAUAAAGGGGUUUUCAUGUGUUUACCAUUAAUUAUUGAAGAGACCUUGCUCAGCCUGUCAGAUAAGUUUAAUGUUUAGUUUGAAGCAUGAAGAAAGGGGUUUCCGUUCCUCAGCAAUCGGCCUUUGUGUCGGGCAUUGGUUUAAGAAUAUGAGAUGAAGGAUGAAUUGUGCAAUUUUGUUUUCUUUUACAAGCAUGUCUGUGCUGUACCUUUAACCUCAGCUCGGAUGUUUGGCCGCUUCG
Mesocricetus auratus (golden hamster) is the source of this 1614-nucleotide messenger RNA. RefSeq names its product RNA-binding protein with multiple splicing 2. Gene Ontology annotation, cellular component: cytoplasm. Lineage: Eukaryota; Metazoa; Chordata; Mammalia; Rodentia; Cricetidae. The record is from RefSeq and is a predicted model, not a curated record. The coding region runs from base 1 to 615 and encodes 204 amino acids. The transcript is spliced from 3 exons. Gene Ontology annotation, molecular function: mRNA binding. Gene Ontology annotation, biological process: negative regulation of smooth muscle cell differentiation.